Messenger RNA from Babesia ovata, 4140 nucleotides. RefSeq lists its product as uncharacterized. The record is from RefSeq and is a predicted model, not a curated record. Lineage: Eukaryota; Apicomplexa; Aconoidasida; Piroplasmida; Babesiidae. The coding region runs from base 1 to 4140 and encodes 1379 amino acids. The transcript is spliced from 6 exons.
AUGGUUGACGAGAAUUCUCGACCUCAAGAAGCGGAAGCUGCCAAGAAGAAAGUGGACGCCAGGCUGGAAGAAUGCGGACGAAAGGCUUCGGCCUUUUGUAAUAACCUAGCCACUAAGCACAAUAAAUUUGGAAAUAGCGACACAAUUAAACAAUUUAAUGAUAAGUUGCGUGAUAGAGUGUUACAUGUUCGUGGCACAAUAGAGUAUGAGAAGGAGCGGCUGGCGAGGAGCAAAAGCAGGGAGGAGGAGUUGAAGGCGACGACGGAGAAGAUUAAGAGCGUGUUGAAAGAGCGUGAGACGGAGGUAAAUGCGCACAUUUGUAGAGAAGUAACUGCGGUUGUGCGGAGAGAGGCUUAUGUGGAUUGCUUUUGCUUUGAGAGGUAUGCGGAGAGGUUUAGUGACCCAGAUACCUUUGAGAGUGGCAUUUUGACGGUUUGGAUUACGGAGAUACUGAAGACGAAUGAGGUUACUAGGCGUAUUAAGGAUUAUAUUGCCGAAAACAAUGGUAGCAAGAAGAACAUGUAUGGUGAUAAUAUUUUUAAAGAUAGUUCCACCACUGCCGACAGAUUCCAUGAGCCCAUUAAAAGGGAGAUUAAGAAAGUGCUUCAAGAAGCAGGGGUUACUGCCCAAAACGUGGAAAAUAUCCAGCGUGCUUGUAAGACAUUUGCCCAAACUCUUCAGGUCAUUGUUGAUGACAAAGUUCAAACAAUCGUGCACCAGAUUGGACAAGACGAAGAAUUAUUUGAGGAACACAAUAAGGGAGAACAUGGCGCCUUACAUCUUACUCAAGCCGUCAAACUCAUUCUCCAACAAAUGGUUAUUAGGGCACGCAGAGAGGCUACCGAACUCGAAUGGAUGGUUGGGACCACCAAGGAAAAACAGGUAGGCAAGCCAUUCAGCAACAGUAAAUCCACAAUCGCAGCUGAGAUGGAUGCGUCUAACGGGAGGGUUAAGGAUCUUUUUCAAAAGCUUAGCAGAGGCACUAGCGCUCCCCAAACCGACACAAAGGGGACCGGCACUAUUAAUGAUGAGAUUGCGGCGAAGCUUAAAGUGAGUUUCAAGAAGACAUCGGGUGGUGAAAUAGAUCUUGCGACUUCGGAUAAUUUCAUGACUCAAUUCGAAGGAACCCGUGAUAAUCUCAGAGCCGGCAAGAUAGCAAGCGCCGCCGGUACAGGUACCGAAAAUGUCCUCGACGAGGAGAUCGGCGGGGAUAUAAUGGCAUCUGGAGGCGGUGGAGGUAACAAAAUAUCUGAACUGGGUAAAGCAUUUACGAAUUAUGAAGCACAGAUCACACGAGAUAGCCUUGCACUCACUGACCCCAAUGCCCUUGCAGGCGCCCUUCCAGAGAAGAUCAGGAAAAUCAGAGAUGAGGUGACCGGCGCAUUAACGACGAUUGACGAUUUCAAUGAUCAGGCCAUAGUGAAAUUCACGGAAGUCAGUUCCAAUCUCAGUAACCUGUGUUAUGCUGUUAGGAACGCCGCUGCAGACGGUAAAGAUAGUGCGAAAACAAAACUUAUUCUCCUGAAAGAAACAUACUUCGCAGAGUCCACAAGUGCCCAAAACAGCAUUAACAAAAUCCACAGUGACCUCAGUGAGCUGCAAAAAAAGCUGGAAAGCGGUCCCAUCAAGGAGGCCAAAAGAUAUCUUUCGCACGUAGAUCACUCGACUACUGCAACAAUCAACCUGCUGGGAAACCAUGUCAAACGUGAAAUAGAAACAGCGCAGGAAGCUCUUACUACCCAUGCGACAAGGCAGUACGUUAACGCCUUGAAAACUCUGCUCACCGAGUUCGCCGAAAAGGCAGAGAAGGUAUUGGAAGGAUUGCCGGACGAAAUAGAGAAAGAUUUGAAAAUCGGCUACAAGGGCUUUAUGGCAAAAUUAGGAGAGCAGUUUGUUAAGAAGGUGGAACAAAUUAAGACUAUUGAAGUAACAUCCUCUUCUCCAGAUAAUUCUCCACUGAAGGGCCGCCGAAAAUUGAAAGAGGCAUUGACAUCAUUUUCCGGAGUGUUACAAAAUCAAUCCGAUUUCAUGUCCGACUCCAAGGUAUCAAAGCCUUCGAACGACGCACUUACCAAAUUACUCACUGGCCUCAUAGAUUCACAGCACUUUAAUCACGACUUCAGUGUUAAUUUAGACGCACUCAAAAAAUCACUUGCUCAAUGUGUUCCUCAUAAAUUCGGCGCAUCUUCGACUUUCAUGUUGCAGAGCCUCAAGGAUGGCUUUAACAGACUGACCAAAGAGCUGGGCAACGCAUAUGUCAACACGUAUUCCGGAAAGCCGUACAACGACGCCGAUGAUUCCAAUGAGCUGAGGAAACGGUGUGGCAAGGUGUCAACAUAUGACGGCUUGAAGGAUUUGCAGAUUAGCAAAUACACAGCACUCGGAACAUUUAUGGCCGAUGAAGGCUACGAGGUCUCGGACCCAGGGGAGCAGAACGGUGAAUUGCAGGACAAGAAAACCAUGACAGGUGAGCACAUUAGGAACCUCAUUAUCGGUUCUGCAGAUAAACACAUCUAUACGAGCAUGGACUAUUCUCGAGAUGGCGGAGCACUUAAAACACUUCUGGAGCUGCUCGAAACCUUUUUCCGUCUUCACCAUCUUAAUCCACCGCCGAAUCCCAGGGCACCUUGCAGCGUAUAUGAGACUCUCAUGUGGUUCUCUGGCCUCCCGUAUAAUUCCGUAUAUAUUGAUUUGACGGCCGACGGUUUUAGUAGCCUAUUCGAUAAGACUGAGAAGCCAGCCUCCACUGACACUCACGAUAGCUUCAUCUCCUACGAAGACCUCGACGAAGUGUCUUUGGAGGCGUACCCAGAACCGAUCACAGUUGGAAAUCUAUCAGACAACCUGACGGAAGUAUGCCACUAUUCUCAUGACCUCCUCACCACUAUAAUGGGCCACGGCCACGCAGGUGGCGUGUAUGCCUGUGACUAUAAUGUCAACCCACACGGUUUAAUAUAUCCCCAAAAUAUGAACACGUUAAUUUGCCUACUAUUUGAUUUACUAAAACGCCUGCACUACCAACUGUACCUACUAUAUCAGCAAUGCUCCUAUGAGAACUCUUUGGGAGGCUGGCGUGAGUGCUGGUACGGUUGUGGCAUCGGAGGAUCAAACUGGAAGUGCAACAAUCUCCAAUGCCCUAACCAAGCGGGCAACCAAAACGCUGACCAAAUGCAUAAGCAAACAUGUAACCAAAACCCUAACCAAAAGUGCAACCAAUAUCCUAAGUGCGGCAUUAAAUCACCGCUGCAAUCUUUCUUAGAAGAUGGAUUACAGGGGUUCUUGCCUCAUGAUGUGUCAUCGAACAGAGGCCAAAUUAAAUGUUCACUCGGCAACCACUAUGGCAUACCAUGUAGGAUACCUAUGGGCUUCGCCGAUAUCGACACAGUGGCGUCACGCAGGCAGACGGGCGAGAGCCUUAACAACAUCCUCGCUGAGAUAUGUGGCGCUUCAUCGUCCCCUCUCAGUAAACUUUGUGCCCAGCUGAACUGUCUCCUCCCAAGCGGCCCCAAAACGCUCGGUGACAUGUUUGGUUUCUAUUUUAAUUUCCUCAGUGGGUGGAACGACAUUAGUGAUGAAGAUCGUCAGAAGCAUCAGAGACGUGCAUUUGAUGAUGCCGUUAACAAGGCGUAUUUCAACGAACGCUAUGACGAUCUGGACAUUACCGCAAUGUUCAAAAACAGCAAUCAUAAUCCUAAGCCCACGGAACAAAGUAGUACUCACCUCACCGGUGAUCUUUAUGCACUCGUAAAAUGCAAUGGUACUACCCCGUCGACUCCAUCACACCCCUGUGGCCCAUAUCUAAAGCCACAUUGUGUCGAUAUAUGCGGUAUAUUUUCCGCGAAGAAUGCCAACAAAUAUUUAUCAUGGAUUGUGUUUAUCACCGAAACAUUCUACGAUUUGUUAAAGAAAUUAUAUGAUGAGUGCAGUAAUACUUGUGGCGGUGACAAGCCAAAGUGCCGGGUUAGCAAAUGCAUAGAAGCUUGCGAUGCCAAGAAAUUGCCGAUGUCUCCAAACGUAACGCAUCAUGAAUCAUGUGACUGUGUCGCCAACUGCAAGUAUAUACAUCCAAUAAUAUGCAAGUAUGGGUUUGUACAUGGUGACGUAGUGAGACUUUCCGACAACUCAAGGCGUUUUAUAUAA